Molecule: messenger RNA, 2839 nt
Organism: Ciona intestinalis (vase tunicate)
Lineage: Eukaryota; Metazoa; Chordata; Ascidiacea; Phlebobranchia; Cionidae
Source: RefSeq, a predicted model, not a curated record
AUGACAGAAGUUACAACAGCGGUGUUCUGUUUCAUACACCCCGUGCCCACUAUGUGCAACUGAAUAUAACUGCUAUGAUCCUUUGGAACAAGAGUUAAAGCUAGCAAACCUGACUGAAACGAAACCCGAUUGAAACCAAUAAGGGUAUUGAAACCAUGAACUGGACAUGGGUUGCAACAUUUGUGUGCGUUCUUAUGCUACACUUAUGCACUGCAAAUGAAAAUGGUAACAAAUUAAAACUGGAUAGUUUUCGCCCAGUUUUAGAUACAGUUAAAGUGCUUGAUUUUGAGCCGUCAGUUUUCGACUUUUCGAAAGAUUUUCUCUACGCCGGCAAGCCUGUGUUGUUCAAGCUACGCGGGAAGUCCUGGCUGGAAGCAAUAGAGAAAGUUGGCAAUGUUUCGUUCCUAAAAGAGCAGAUGCACGGCUUCCAUGGUAAAGCAUACAAACGAGCUAUAUGGACUUCUGGUUGGUCAACUGAAACAAGGCUAGAGUUCAGUAAGUUCAUUGAUACUUUGGAAACAAAUAAACUUUACUGGGACUCGGAAUUACCACUUACUCAUGACUUAACGUCCCAUAUACCGUUACCACACUUUAUUAAUACCCCACCCAUCCAUAAAUUGAUUUCUGCUUCUACUGUGCUCUUCACAAACACAAAUGCAACCUCUGUUUUCCACCAUGAUGGGUCAGAGAAUCUGUUUUUCCAACUUAAAGGUACAAAGGAUUGGUUGUUAGCCAACUACACUGCCAGUGAGGAUGCCUAUGCAGAUUCAUACCAAGAUUUACAGCCUGGAUUGUCGCCCAUUAACCCUGAAGAUAUUGACAUCGAAAAAUAUCCUUUGAUUAAGAAUAUUCAGUUUUAUAACGUGACAACUGAGCCAGGUGAUGUUCUGUAUGUACCCGAGUACUGGUGGCACCAUGUGCGUUCGUACGGCCAGCCGAACAUUGGGUUUAAUAUUUGGAUGGAGGUGUUUAAUGUCCCGAACCUCGAUCAUAUCAACAAAGUUGCCGCAAGUGCAGUACAACAUGCGGAGUUCCGAGCAAAAGAAAAAAUGUUUGAAUUCCCGAACCAACUCCAGUCUGUGGCAGAUGUAAUGCAGAAGCCGGUUAAAAAGUCGGACACACAACAUGUCACAACUGAUAACUUGAUUUACCUUGGAUCUGAUGAUGGUUACUUCUAUGCUUUUAACGCUUUGGAUGGUACAGUAGUAUGGAAACAUAAGACAAGUCAGGAUGCCGGCUCUACUGGUGUGUUUAAUAAUGAUGAAUCGAACCCAAUAAUAUAUUUAGCUGGCGAAGACGCUUUUGUUUACGCGUUUGAAGCGUCUACUGGUGAAGUUCUAUGGAAGCAACAAUUAGGUGAUGCUGUUACUGCACCUUUAAGAUUGGAUGCUGAGAAACAAGUGCUUUAUAUUUCUUCUUUAGACAUGCAUGCUUAUGCAUUGGAUGUUUCCAAUAAUGGGAAGAUAAUAUGGAAAAGUGGGCUUUAUGCAGGGGAACUGUGGGCUGCACCUUACAUACACGAAGAUGGGGUAAUUAUCGCUGUUAAAACAAAUGAAGAAACUUUUAAAGAUAAAACCCCAACAGUUAUAAUGCUAGAUAAGGUUAAUGGAAAAGAGAUCUGGACUUACAGCACCAAGAGUUCUAUCUUUGCUACACCUGCUAUUUCAGAAAAGGAUGGUUUAGCAUACGUUGCAUCCUAUGAUGCAUAUCUUCAUGUGAUUGAUAUUAAAACUGGGAAGCUGGUGUGGAAAAUGGAUGUAAAAGAACCAUGCGAUGCCUCCCCUGUGUUUUAUGAUGAUAAAAUUAUUGUCACCACUUUAUAUGGGGCAGUACAGUGUAUUAGCAUUAAAGGUAAGUCUGUUGUAUGGGAAAAAGAGCUCGCCGAAAAUGAAGAAUCAACUACUAUUUCAACCCCUCUGUUGGUGCCUGGCCUUAACAUGCUGUUUUCCCCAGUUGGUAACAUUCUAUAUGCAGUUAACGUGAAUAAUGGGAAAAUAUUGUGGCAGUUUAAAGCAAAGGAUGCAUUUAUGGCAAGUCCACGCAUGGACAAAGCUGGAGUUCUGUAUAUCGGCAACAGCGACAAUUAUCUUUAUGCCUUCAAUGCUGUAUCAGGGAAAUUGGUUUGGAGUACCAAAACUGAAGGCCCAGUUGUAGCAAGUGCUGUUAUUCCUGAUAAAUAUGCUGCAGACAUGGUUGGAGCUUUGCUGUAAAUAUGUUUGUACUGAGAAUUUGUUUGUAAUUUUAAUAAUGUGACAGUUCAAGUACUUGUUAGAUUAAAGUGAAAUUUCACUGUAAAUGAAGUCGUGGACUUCACUGAAAAUAUGUUUGUUCCAAAAGUAGUUUACAAUUUGAACCAUGUUGCAACGGUCGGAUUAAAGUGAAAAUUCAUUCUUUUACAUUCUAAAGAGCAACCUUUCAAUUUACUCUUCAACAUGGCGUUGAUUUAUAUUAUACACGGCAUUGAUUUAUAUUAUAUAUAUAUAUAACCCCCCAUACAUUUUUCAGGGACCCCUUUCAAUUUCCAAUAAUAAAAACCUUUUAUUCUUUAAUUUAAAAAAUCUGAACCUACUAUCGACUAUCACAACUUAUUGCUGGGAAUUUAACAACCCUGGAAUUUAUAAAAUCAUCGCCACAGUUAGUUCGAUGCCUUGUAGAUAUUCUUUUAAUUUUAUUGUGCCCAAGGCACCCCAUGUGCAAAUUGUCUUUAUUGCGCCAAAGUGAGCAUCUUUGUACUUGUGUUGUUAUGUUUGUUGACAUGAGAUUGUAUGUUGAAUUGCCCAAGAGAUUAUAAGUGUAACUGUGCCAUGAAGGAAUCUUCAAUAAAUCAUACCAGAACAAG